Parasteatoda tepidariorum (common house spider) is the source of this 1621-nucleotide messenger RNA. RefSeq names its product Iroquois homeobox protein 6a. Gene Ontology annotation, cellular component: nucleus. Gene Ontology annotation, biological process: regulation of transcription by RNA polymerase II; cell development; neuron differentiation. Gene Ontology annotation, molecular function: RNA polymerase II cis-regulatory region sequence-specific DNA binding; DNA-binding transcription factor activity, RNA polymerase II-specific. The record is from RefSeq and is a predicted model, not a curated record. Lineage: Eukaryota; Metazoa; Arthropoda; Arachnida; Araneae; Theridiidae.
UGGGGAAAGUUGGUUACAUCCACGAGGUCUUUGCUUCGGAUUUUAGGGAUACAGUUGGAAUAACGGAAUGUUUGACCGAUGAUCGCCAUGUUUUUGGAGGAUCGGUUCAAGAAAGGCCGAAUGAUGACACUGUGAGGCCGAUCUCCCUUUCUACACACCCCACUAAUCCGUCCAAAUCGAAUAAUGUCCUAUUCACAAUUCGGUUAUGCAUAUCCACCUUCUUCAACACAGGUAUUGGUGAGCAGCGGCGGACCGUGUUGCCAGCCGGCGAGUGAGGGUGGAUCUCCACCGCAGGUCUAUACAACGGAUAGCCGACUCCUCUCCCAGAUACCUCGGCUGGCAUCCUUCGGUCUCUACGGUUCUUCAUACGCUGAUCACAUCUCAUCACUGGCAGCCAACACAACCACUUUCUACUCAACACUGGGUGCUCCUUACGAUUUGAAAGAAUCACGAAACUCAUGGAAUGCAUCCUGUUACCCAUACGAUCCUAUAGCCUCCUGUACAACCUAUACAGACAGGUACGGUUCUAUGGAGAGUGUUGCAAGAAGGAAGAAUGCCACCCGAGAGACGACCAACACGUUGAAGGCCUGGCUCUACGAACACAGGAAGAACCCUUACCCUACAAAAGGAGAGAAGAUCAUGCUCGCCAUCAUCACCAAAAUGACACUCACACAGGUGUCGACGUGGUUCGCGAAUGCUAGGCGUCGCUUGAAGAAGGAGAACAAGAUGACUUGGGAACCUAGAAACAAAACAAGCGAAGAAGACGACAGCAUAUCACCCCACGAACUGAAGUCAGACGAUACAGCAGAAGAUGAGUGCAGCAACUUGAACGAUUUUUUGAAGCAAGAGCCAGAAACAUUCCACAGCAAAGAACCUUUCCCUGCCGAUUAUUCCACAUCUCCCCCCAUCCAAUCAUGUGCUCUGGAAUGUUAUCGAACUCAAAGUCUUUCAUCAGAAGAUUCCAUCACAUCAGAACAUUCUAGCCCAGUUAGGACAUCCUGCUACCCGGGAUUCCAGCAGGCCAAAAAACCUAGUGCAAAAGACGUUUCCCCUAGGUUUUCGGAAACCUUCGAUUCCAACAGCAGACCAAAAAUUUGGUCGCUUGCAAGAACUGCCACAUCCAAUAGUCCCCCAGCCAAUCGCCGGAAUCCGAUGGAUUUCUGUUUAGAAAAUGUCCACAAAGCAGAGUGUUCCGUGAACUCGACUGUGUCCUCUUUUACAGAUUUCAUGCCAGACAGUGAGUUGUGUUGCAAUAAAAAAGUGAAUCACCCGGUGAAUGAUAUAAAGUGUGCCUCAGAAAGAGGAUCGUGCAUGAUGGACAACCCCCCUUCUUACGCAAUGGACUUUCCCUGUUUAGAGUAUGACAACAAAUCAAAAGUUUACGAAGCGGAUUGUGACACAAGAACGGAAUUUUUCGAUUCGAACGGAUUCAAUAGAACACUUCAAAAGUGCUGUCAAGAGGUUCUCGAACAUUCCGCCUCGUUAAAAACGAAUGUUAAACAUAGUGAAUAAUACUUGACUUUUCUUUGGUUUCUCCUUCCAGACAUUUUUCGAUGAAUUAGACGACAAUUUAACUUGACAAAAUUUAUCUCUGCAGUUGUAAAUAAAUGAGAAAGAUUGA